Messenger RNA from Effrenium voratum, 3117 nucleotides. Lineage: Eukaryota; Dinophyceae; Suessiales; Symbiodiniaceae. The record is from the annotation of a GenBank genome assembly.
AUGGACGGCAUGGACGUGCUGCCGCCCGCGGCACGGCCACUGUCGGCGCGCCCGCAGAGCCACCGCUUCAUCUCGCAAGGCCUGGCGCAGCGGCCCAGCCGCUCGCCGGAGGACAAGGAGGAAUGGCGGCCAAUGAGUGCCGCCUCGACGCAGAUCUCAGCGCAGAGCCGUUCUGAGAUGCAUCGCCAGAUUAGCCAUUGGUGCGCCAGCGAGCUGGAGCGAUUCCGCCAGAGCUUCCAGGAAGAUGUGGCCAACAGCCUUACCGCGCUCAAGGAGGCCUUGGCGCAGGCGCUCUGCGUCACCACCACCACCACAACGACCACCGCGGCACCGGAGCAAACCACGGAGCGGGACUCGGAGCUGAGGCGCGCGCGUGCCCAUAUCGAGGAGCUGCUGAAGCUGAACACCCAGCUGCGCCAGCAGACCUUGGAUCUGAUGAGCCGCGAGGAGCUGGACAGGUUUCGUGGCUGCAUCAGCGAGACAUGUGAUUCAAUGCGGCGGCUCCUGGAAAAGCAACAGAGGGACCAGCGCCUCCAACUGCGCAGCUGCGCGGAGGAGGCGGCGGAGAAAGCAGCGGAUAUGUGCGUGCAGAUGGUGCAGAAGGAGUGGCCCACCCUGAAGGAAAUGUGGCUUCUUUGGAGACGCGAGGACGAGGCGCGGUGGGACGCCUACAGCGAGCACUUGGAGCGCCUUGAGCGGCAACUGCUACACAGCUCCGAGGCCUUGAGCGCACAGCUGGCGGCACUGGAAGCCAAGCCGCAGCUCCAGGGUGCAGAUUUGCAGGCGGCGGAGCAGCGGAUCUGCGACAAGGUUGCGGAGGUCGCAGCCGAGGUCUUGAAGCCAUACCACCUGCAGAGCUUGCAGGCGGAGGUGACAUCCCUGGCUCUGGCUGCCCGCGAGGCAGCGGUGCCGGUGCAGGAGCCAACCUCGGGCCCGGCGCUUGAGGACGUCCUGGAGGAUCAGCUCCUCAAGGUGCGGAGCAUCCUCAACGAUGAGGUGCUGCCGCGCCUCGGCCCCCUGGAGCAUCUCUCCCAAAGAUUGGAGGAUGCCCUCAAGGUGUCGGAGAUGGAGCAAGAGGUACUUUCGCAUCAGCACCAAGCAGAAACCGCCUGGGGCCACUGCCGCCGCUUCGAAGUGGAGAUGUCGGAUCUGCGCCUCGAACUCCAGAAGAUGAAGGCGGAGGCGCAGGACGAGUCCAAGGCGAAGCAGGAGGCUCAGCGGAUCCAGCGGGAGCUUCUGCGGAAAGUGCGGCAGAUCGAGCAGCGCGGCAACCUACAUGUGAAGCUCCAGAGCGGCGAUGUGGAGGUGGUGCAGGGGUUGGACUUUGUGGCCAAGAAGAAUGACGCCACCGCCGCCCAGUUGAGCGAUGCCGGGGCAGGCGCCCGUGCCAUGGCGGACCUGAAAGAGCUCCAGGAACUUUUGGAUGCUCCCAUGGUCAUCGAAGGCCAUGUCAAGGGCGGCAACAACAAGCACUGGCAAACCGUCGCGGAGAACCGGGCCAAGCUCAUCCAAAGCGAGCUGAUCAAGCGAGGCCUCCGGCCCGAGGAUCUGGCCACCAAAGGUGCGGGCGGGACUCGGGCCGGGUGCGGAGGUCUUGCUUUCAGCUUUUGCGGCCUGGCCGGGGAUCCUACAAGCCGAUCUAUCACGUCUUUCAGCACCGUCUUCGUGGGCCAGCAGUCCAAGCGUGGCCCAGCUGAGAGUUCUGAGCCGCCCAAGGUCAUCCGCUAUGCUCCGAACCAUCCGUCUCAGAUGUUUCCGCCUGGCUUCGCUGCGCCCCCCACGGCGCCUGUGAACAACGCGGGCCCAGCAAUGGCGGGGGUGGCCCCGCCUGCGGGUGGACCAGGGGGCCAGCCUCGCCUGCCGCCAGUGCCCAUGCCAUUUGGCGAUGUCAACGUGGACAUGACCAUGAUGCGAUUCAGCAACUUUGUCCCGCGGCUCUACAACUUCUGCAAGAGCUUGGGCAUGACCAAAGGACGGAUCAUGCCCUCCAUCGGUUUCUGUGCAGAUGAGAACCAGGGAUUCCCGGCGAUCAUCAUCACCAAGCACUUCGGUGUGUACCCCUUCACCCACGGCUACCUAGGUGGCGUCAUGGCGCUGGACCGGCACGGGCCUCAUGCGCACCACGGAGAUGACAUGGUGAUCAUCCACGCCCCGCAUGUGGGCUACGACCCAGUGUCGCAGAAGUAUGGCAUCUACCGGCGACGCCAGGUGGGCGACCAGAGCCACGCCAUGUCCACUUGCUGCGGUGCAGUAGCGGGCACCUUGGCACCUUACGAUGAGAACUACAAGAAAGCCUUGGGAAGGAUCAGCGUGCGCGAAGCCAAAGACGGCGUGGUGCUGCUGAACAUCGGGAACUCGCUGCUUACGGAAGAGGAGGAUGACCUUGGCAUCGCCCUGCAAUUCGACCGCCUCCUGGAGCCGGGCGCCUUGGCGAACCCUCUGCUGCGGCAGAGUACCUCGGUGGUGUACAUCGCAUCCAAGGAGUUCGCUGACAUGUACAAGGAGACUGUGAAGACGCAGCCGGCGCCGGCCGCAAACAAGCCGCAGGUGCUGCAAGAGAUCGACCAGCACGGCAUCGCUUGGAAGCCGCUCAAGGAUCCCUCCCUGUCGCACCUGCUCACUCAGGAUUUCUUCAAAUUCAAGAAGACCCAAGAGGAGCUGCCAGGUGAGGCUAACCGCCUGCAGAGGGUGAUCCUGCCGCACAUGCCCUUCAUCCUCACAGCCCCCCACGACCCGACCUUCACGGCGGCGCUGAUUAUCAUGCAGUCAGAGUUCGACCGUGCGGUGCACUCCGUCUCCACUGCGCCGGCCUACAAGAACCGAAACUUUGUGCUGAUCUCUGGGCUCAACAUUGACAUCGCGCCACCCGCAGAUGACAUGGAGGCCUACCCGCAAACCAUGUUUUUGCCCUGGGCCUCCUUCAUGCAGCUGAAGGAUGGCACCCAGCGCGUCAUCGAGCAAGACACCUUGGUGACCAUGUUGCACAAGCAAGCGACGAACAACCCGGACGCCAUCGAGCUGGAGAAGGGAUUCUCCGCACUCUUCGGGCAAGAAGAGAAGAUUGUCUUCCACAACACCCGGGAGAACAACAGAAUUGAUCAAAUUCGCACCGUCUGA